This is a messenger RNA of Eleginops maclovinus (Patagonian blennie), 2461 nucleotides long. It is a transcript of the gene slc25a21, whose product is annotated as solute carrier family 25 member 21. The record is from RefSeq and is a predicted model, not a curated record. The transcript is spliced from 11 exons. NCBI's taxonomy places the organism in Eukaryota, Metazoa, Chordata, Actinopteri, Perciformes, Eleginopidae. The coding region runs from base 231 to 1130 and encodes 299 amino acids.
ACCACUUGUUGGCUGUGAGGCGAUUGGAGGGUGAAUGUGAUGCAGCAGGUUUUUUUUUUUUCCUGCUUGGUAAUUGAUUCCAUAUUAGCCUAGCCUAGCCUGAGAGACUCGGAGACAUAUCACUGCUGCGCUUUCUCCAGCGUGGGCUGCAAGAGCACAAACUUCAGAGAGUCCAGAAACACACACACACAGCCGCCUCAUAACAGCAGGAAACACGGGAAACAUUAACAAUGACAACCAAAAAGCCGCAGAGCAUACUCCGGGAAGCGUCUCAUCAGAUUAUAGCGGGAGGAUCCGCUGGUCUGGUGGAGAUCUGCUUGAUGCAUCCCCUCGAUGUAGUGAAGACAAGGUUCCAGAUCCAAAGGGGAAGCAGCGACCCCAACAGCUACAAGAAUUUGACUGAUUGCUUCCGGACCAUCUUCCGCAACGAGGGGAUCUCCGGUUUCUACAAAGGGAUCCUUCCUCCGAUUGUUGCUGAGACACCAAAGAGAGCAGUCAAGUUUUUCACUUUUGAGCAAUACAAGAAGGCGCUGAGCUGGACCUCUUUGUCUCCUGGUUUGGCGCUCUCUGUAGCAGGGCUCGGCGCAGGCUUGACUGAAGCAGUUGUCGUCAAUCCAUUUGAAGUGGUGAAAGUCAGUCUCCAGGCCAACAGGGACGCCUUCAAAGAGCAACCGUCUUCCUUCGCUCAAGCAAGACGCAUAAUUAAUGCGGACGGAUUCGGACUGAGGGGUCUGAAUAAAGGACUCACAUCGACGCUGGGACGCCAUGGGGUUUUCAACAUGAUCUACUUUGGCUUCUACUUCAAUGUCAAGGAUGCUAUUCCUACCAACCCGGACCCUACUCUGGAGUUCAUGAGGAAGUUUGCUAUCGGCCUGGUGUCUGGAACCAUCUCUUCCUGCGUGAAUAUUCCCUUCGACGUAGCCAAGAGUCGCAUCCAAGGUCCCCAGCCCGUGCCCGGAGAAAUCAAGUACCGCACCUGCUUCCAGUCCAUGGCUCUGGUGUACCGGGAGGAGGGGUACCUGGCACUUUACAAGGGGUUGGUGCCCAAGAUAAUGAGGCUUGGACCAGGUGGAGCAGUGAUGCUGCUGGUCUAUGAAUAUGUGUCUGGAUGGCUACAGAAGAACUGGUAACAAAACAAAAAUAACACGGAAAGAAAACCAAAGAGAGUGCCGUAUGGAGUGUACCUCAUUGCCAAUAUUCUUAAAUGACUCUAGUAACGUCAGACCAGUUAGUUUUUUUAGUUUGUUUUUAUCUACCUUGAAUACACAGUUUUGCUCAGAAUAAUACCAAAUCAGCAUUACAAUACAUCUUAAAAUGAGGCUUUCUGAGGAAAAAGGUCAUCUUCAUCCAAGUUACAUUCUCAGGAAUAAAAACAGCUGCAUUUCUAUCAGCUGUGUUUCUAUCAGAUGCAUUUCUAUCAGCUACGUUUCUAUCAGCUGUGUUUCUAUCAGAUGCAUUUCUAUCAGCUAGGUUUCUAUCAGCUACGUUUCUAUCAGCUGUGUUUCUAUCAGCUGUGUUUCUAUCAGCUGUGUUUCUAUCAGCUACGUUUCUAUCAGCUGUGUUUCUAUCAGCUACGUUUCUAUCAGCUGUGUUUCUAUCAGCUACGUUUCUAAUGUGAAAUAGGUUUUUAACAGUUGGUUUUAAAGGACCUGAAAACAUAUUUUCUUAAUCAAUUUCCUACUGUAACUAAAGGGGUCCUACAAUAAUACAAUACUUGAAAUACAAUGCAAAUAUAAAACGGUUAUUAAUAUUUCACAACAUUAUGUUUGUGCUUUACGUCUGUCAGUCGAUUCAGAGCAAAGCUCACCUACACAGUCCUCGUGAAUCUUUGAAAAUUAAACUUUAUGGUGUAGUUGUUUAUUUAAUCACAAAACAAAGUUAAGUUGCUUAUAUAAAAAACAGGGAGCCUAAUUUUUAAUUUCAAAUUAAAUAAAACAUGAAGAAUUAAGUGAAGGCAGUUUUCCAAUAGGAUUUACAAGAUAUGGUAUAGAUCUUCAUUUUAUAGAUGCACAGUACGUGUUGUAUGAAUAUGAAGAAACAAAGACAUACCGAGUUACUGAGUUCACACGAGUCUCACUUCAAGAGGUUCCUAUACACACUUUUGUAUCUCCAUAUACAACAAUGUAUACGUGAUUCCAAAUAUAUACUGUGAUCGCGCCUAUAUUACUGAGCCUUACUGUAUAUCUCUAACAAACCAAACGGCAGCAAUAGUGCCUGAUAACUCAUGUAGUGAAACUAUCUUAUACAUAUAUAUAUCAUAGAGGCCUAUUGUAGAACUGUUUUAAUGAACAUGUUGUUGCAUGAUUGAUCAUUUUAUUUUCCUUUCUUAAAUUAGAUUAGUUUGAAAACUAUAAUUGGUAAGAAAUCAUGUUAACUUUUUUCCUGAUUUCCUGACAUUUGUGAAAAAGUGACUCAAUGAUUUGGUUAAAAAUAAAGAGAAAAUACAUUUCUGAAAAACGUC